AUGACGAGCGGCCAGUCUACUGUACGCCUAACGCGUUCUCUAGCCAAGUCUAUGGAAUUGGAGAACUAUGUAUCUCCUGCAAAGAAAACAAGAAUGCAAGACGUCAUCCCCCCACCUACACCCGACUCGAAGGUGAUUGUUCUUGAUGCUGAACCAGGGCUGGACCAUUAUGAGCUAGGUGUGCAAAACAAACCCCUCACGCCUCCACAAAAAUUGUCAAUGAAGGGUACCAUAAGGUUUGAGCUCCCUACAGCCGUCAACUACAGUGACGAAGAAACAUUAUGGAGCUUAUGCCCCGAGUCAAGCGUUGAUGCUGAUGUAAUUACAGCGUUAGCAUGCCACUUGACCUUGGACGAAGUUAAAAGAGAUACUGGUCGUGGAAGAGGAGUGUGCUUUCUGCCUACGGAAUUGCAGGAUAUGGUCGUUAAUUAUGGCAUGACAUCUGCAAAGGCAUUAGAGUUAUAUGAUACAAAAUUCCUAUCAAAAGCUCAUAACUGUAGAAAGGUUUGUCUUCCCAUGAAAGAUAUGAUGAAUGAUGAAGGCAUCCACUGGUAUUUAGCUAUAAUUUUGAUGGACCAGAAACAAGUACACAUUCUGGAUUCAUGCCCAUCAAAAGAGCGCCAAACAAUCCGUACGAAUGCAGUUCACACAAUGAUCAAAUUUCUGAACGACUUGUUUGAUGCCUUACACAAGGAAGUUCAAUCAACAUGUGCACCACCACAGAUCAAGGAGUUUUCUUUGACCACUCCUGAAGUUCCUACACAACGACACAAGAAUGAUAGUGGGAUCUGGGUUUGUGUGUGGAUGAUGGGAUCAACUUGGGAUGAUGACUAUUAUAUUUGGCCAUGCAAUCAUUUGAGAAGAAUGCAGGUGGCAUUGUACCUAGUCAAAGAGCCUACCAAUUACAUAAGACACAAGGUGCUCAAGAAAGCAAAUCAGAAUGCGCCUAGGUUUGAAGCUCAGACACUUGAGUACAAAAUAGCUUCCCAAGAGAGGAAAGCAGGUUCCCAGAAGAGGCUAAUUCAGGAAAGCAGCUUCCCAGAAGAGGCGAAUUCAGGGCUCAAGGAUAUCUAG
Messenger RNA from Linum trigynum, 1074 nucleotides. The record is from the annotation of a GenBank genome assembly. NCBI's taxonomy places the organism in Eukaryota, Viridiplantae, Streptophyta, Magnoliopsida, Malpighiales, Linaceae.